UUUAGCACCUAUGUUCAUCAGCGAAUACCAGGGCCUGGUGAAACACACAGGAGGCUGCCACUGUGGAGCCGUUCGCUUUGAAGUCUGGGCCUCGGCGGACUUGCACAUCUUCGACUGCAACUGCAGUGUUUGCAAGAAGAAGCAGAACAGACACUUCAUUGUUCCUGCUUCUCGCUUCAAGCUCCUGAAGGGAGCGGAGAGCAUCACCACGUACACGUUCAACACUCACAAGGCGCAGCAUACCUUCUGCAAGAGAUGUGGGGUCCAGAGUUUCUACACCCCCCGCUCCAACCCCGGGGGCUUUGGAAUCGCCCCACACUGUCUGGAUGAGGGCACUGUGCGGAGUAUGGUCAUCGAGGAAUUCAAUGGCAGCGAUUGGGAGAAAGCCAUGAAGGAGCACAAGACCAUCAAGAACAUGUCUAAAGAGUGAGCGCCCGCUCUCUCCCUUUCUGGAAAGGAGGAACGAUGGGGCCAGCAGCGUGGCUGCCCCCCUCUGCACUUGGUGGUGCCGGCGAGCGUGGCUGCCCCAGGCUGCCGGGCUCAGGCCGGCCACCAGCUCCAGCUCUGCCCUUGACUCCAGCUACAUUUCCUUAGGCAGCUCUUUGUCCUCCAUCAGCCUGGACUUCGAUGUAGACUAGUUGACAUCCUCUUUCUCUUCCCAACUUUUGUGUGAUCUUUUAGAAAAAUAAAUAUUUUAAUAUUAAAGCA
Messenger RNA from Myotis brandtii (Brandt's bat), 708 nucleotides. RefSeq names its product centromere protein V (gene CENPV). The transcript is spliced from 5 exons. NCBI's taxonomy places the organism in Eukaryota, Metazoa, Chordata, Mammalia, Chiroptera, Vespertilionidae. Bases 11 to 430 code for a protein of 139 amino acids. Gene Ontology annotation, cellular component: nucleus; spindle midzone; kinetochore. Gene Ontology annotation, biological process: pericentric heterochromatin formation; regulation of chromosome organization; positive regulation of cytokinesis. The record is from RefSeq and is a predicted model, not a curated record. Gene Ontology annotation, molecular function: carbon-sulfur lyase activity.